Messenger RNA from Aspergillus steynii IBT 23096, 453 nucleotides. RefSeq lists its product as uncharacterized. Bases 68 to 298 code for a protein of 76 amino acids. NCBI's taxonomy places the organism in Eukaryota, Fungi, Ascomycota, Eurotiomycetes, Eurotiales, Aspergillaceae. The transcript has a single exon. The record is from RefSeq and is a predicted model, not a curated record.
GUGAAUGAUUUUGAUUAUUUGUUUUAUUAUUAUUUUGGGUUGGGGUUUGCGUCGUGUGUAAUGACGGAUGGAGAAAAGGAAGGGGAAGGUAAUGAAAAAAAAAAAAAAAAAGAAAGAAAGAAAAAAGAAAGAAAACCAAAAAUUACCCGCGUCCUCCGUCCAGAGUAGGGAGGGCGACAGAGCAGGAGAACAAAAAAAAAAAAAAAAAAAAAAAAAAAAAGAGGAAAAAACAAAAAAAGGCAAAGGGGUCUGUCUCCAUUGCUCAGCAGCCCCGGGAGGCACGGGAGAAAGUGGAUGAAGGGGGUUUGUGCACUUUGUGUGUGGUUGAUCGCCAAUUCUAGUUCAACCAGGCGGAAGGCAAAGGAAUGGGAAAUUUGGGUACGGGUCAAAGGCGCCUCUCUGCGGGACUGAAUUUGGGCGUAAGUAGUCAGUAAGAAUGGUCAUAAAAUCAUC